Molecule: messenger RNA, 966 nt
Organism: Lachancea sp. 'fantastica'
Lineage: Eukaryota; Fungi; Ascomycota; Saccharomycetes; Saccharomycetales; Saccharomycetaceae
Source: the annotation of a GenBank genome assembly
AUGCAGAGGCAACCGACUAUUAAAGGGAAGACACGACUGAGCAGGUUUGCACGGUGUUCUUAUAUGUUAAGACUGGAUAAGACCGUAAGGCAGCUUAGCUAUUUCAAAACUGCACUAUCAACUACUCGACAAACCAGAAAAAUGCAUAUCAAACCGAUUAAGAUGAGAUGGUUGACCGGAGGUGUGAACUACAGCUAUUUGCUAUCAACUGACGACAGGACUAAAUCAUGGCUCAUUGAUCCUGCGGAGCCAGCAGAGGUGUUCUCCGCAUUGAAAACAGAGGAGCUAAUGAGCGUGAAAGCUGUGGUUAACACGCACCACCAUUACGACCAUUCUGGGGGAAAUGGAGCAGUUGUUAGCAGACUGACCGAAUUGGAGAACGCCGAUGUACAGGUUAUCAGUGGAAGCCACAACUCACCUGGCACUACGCAGAUUCCAAAGCAUCUGCAGGAAUACACAUUGGGAGACCUGAAAAUAAGGUGUAUCCGCACGCCAUGCCACACGCAAGACUCGGUGUGCUAUUAUGUGAGUGAUUCGAGUUCUCGUCAAAAGGCCAUUUUCACAGGUGACACUCUAUUUACCGCAGGCUGUGGUCGCUUUUUCGAAGGUUCAGGCGAAGAAAUGGACGUUGCAUUGAACCGGAGAAUUCUGGACGGUGUUGGGGAGUCCAACUGGAGUUGUACCAACGUAUACCCUGGUCACGAAUACACUCAAAGCAACGUCAAAUUCGUGCGUCACGCGGUUUACAAGAGAACGGGCGAGAACGCAGCUCUUGACAAGCUGGAAAAAUACUGCGACGAAAAUGAGGUUACCACGGGUGUUUUCACGUUGCAAGACGAGCUUGAGUUUAAUCCCUUUAUGCGUCUAGAUGAUCCAACCGUGAGAGACGCGGUGGGAGAUUCCAAGGGCUCCCUCACUAGAGCCCAGGUCACUGAUCGUUUGAGAGCUUUAAAAAACAAAAUGUAA